Molecule: messenger RNA, 1262 nt
Organism: Prosopis cineraria
Lineage: Eukaryota; Viridiplantae; Streptophyta; Magnoliopsida; Fabales; Fabaceae
Product: ras-related protein RABE1c-like
Exons: 9
Coding region: 231-881 (216 amino acids)
Biological process (GO): regulation of exocytosis; protein secretion
Cellular component (GO): plasma membrane
Molecular function (GO): GTP binding; GTPase activity
Source: RefSeq, a predicted model, not a curated record
GUAUAUGGGGAUCUGAUGUAGCCGAGACUAUUUUAAGAGUUCGUCGCAUCCACUGCCCACCCACACACCCACGAAGUCUUGUUUAUACGAGGAGAGAGAACGACCCGAAAACUCUCUCUGAUCUCUCCCCAUGUCGCCGACGACGACUUGUUAACCUUUUGCUGAAGAAAAAGGGAUUGAUAGAGACGCUUGCGCGAGAAUUUUCAAUUUGUGUUCGCAAAUAAUAACCGAUGGCAGCGCCACCAGCACGGGCUCGUGCCGAUUACGAUUACCUCAUUAAGCUUCUUCUUAUUGGCGACAGUGGUGUGGGGAAGAGUUGUCUGCUUUUGCGGUUUUCUGAUGGUUCCUUCACCACCAGUUUUAUCACAACUAUUGGGAUUGAUUUUAAAAUAAGAACCAUCGAACUUGAUGGCAAACGCAUUAAGCUGCAAAUCUGGGACACAGCUGGUCAGGAGAGAUUUCGAACUAUCACCACAGCUUAUUACCGCGGAGCCAUGGGCAUCUUGCUGGUCUAUGAUGUUACUGAUGAAGCAUCUUUUAAUAAUAUUAGGAAUUGGAUUCGCAACAUUGAACAACAUGCAUCUGACAAUGUAAACAAGAUACUUGUGGGCAACAAGGCUGAUAUGGAUGAAAGUAAAAGGGUUGUGCCUACGUCCAAAGGUCAAGCUCUUGCUGAUGAGUAUGGUAUCAAGUUCUUUGAAACUAGUGCAAAGACAAACAUGAACGUGGAAGAGGUUUUCUUCUCAAUAGCAAGAGACAUCAAGCAAAGGCUUGCUGAAACAGACUCUAGAGCUGAGCCUCAGACAAUCAAGAUAAAUCAACCAGAUCAGGCAGCUGGUGGCGGUCAAGCUGCCCAGAGGUCAGCUUGCUGUGGUAAUUAGCAGAACCAAUAUUUGUCGGGCAUGUUAUCUACAGUUGUACCCUUCUGGAUGCUGAAGGAUUUGAUGACUCUGGAAGUUGGCACAUGUAGUUCCUCUGUAACUCCUGACUUCCAAAAGGUCAUAUUUUGGCCCACUAUUUUAAAAUUGUUUGCUGUUAGUUUGUGGAAUUUGUUGCUACUGGUUUACAUGGUUGCCCUUCUAAUUGUAAUCUAAGUCUAAAAGGUAUUUUGAUUGAGAAGGUUUGGGUAGAUUAUCAGAAAAACCCUACAUCUGGGAAUAUUAAAUUUUCUUGUUUAGUAGGUUAGGAAUCGAGAUUUCUGGCUCUUGUAGAUACCUUAAAUUUCUUUAUUAUUAAUCUGAAUUGGCUGGACUUGAAACUUA